GUCAUUUCAUUUUUUUCGCAUCUACUUGAAACUUUAGUCAUUGAAACUAGAGCAGCUUGCUGAGGAAAAUGGCCACUAUCCGCGCCUUCACUGCCUCUCCGGCUGGCCUGAGCCGUGUCAGCCUGCGCCGCUCGACUCGCUCUGUGGUAGUUCGCGCUGCUGCUGAGGCCGAGAAGCGGCUGGAGAGCCCCAUCGUGCUGCCAUCCGGGGGCGACCUCAAGCCCAAGGGCCUGGGAGAUGUUGUGGGCAUGAAGGGUCCCGCCGCUGAGAUCAACAACGGCCGUAUCGCCAUGGUGUCUGUGGUGACUGCUGUGCUCGGCGAGAUCACCAGCGGCAAGUCCGUGGGCGAGCAGCUGGCGGAGCAGCCCGUGCUGGCAAUCACAGUCUGCUUGCGGCCCCCGGCCACCGCCUCGACGUUGGCUGGGUCGAAAAUCCCCUUCCCGCGCUCGAAGCAGGCGGCGCCGCCAGCCCGACCGCAGAUGCGGCAGCCAAUCUGCUCUGUGCAGCUGAAGGCGCUGGCGUCGGCCAUGGACACGGCAGCAGCAGCGGCGGCGCCAGCGGCGCAAGCAUGCCAGCCAACACGGCCGCUGCCCAUGAUGCCGCUGGAUAUCCAGCCAGCGGCCUACCAGAUUGGCUGCCGCAUCCGCGGUCGGGCUGGCGGCAAGCAGGGCGGCGCUGCGUGCUUCGAGCGCGGGAAGGGGAUUUUCGACCCAGCCAACGCCGAGGCGGUGGCCGCGGGCCGCAAGCAGACUGUGAUUGCCUGCAACAAGGCACAGGGCAAGGUACACGGCAAGCCACUGGGCAGCUGUGCGGCGUGCGAGGUGGAGCAGGAGGAGACUCCGGCGGUGAAGCGCUGGGGGGCCAACGGCGUGCCACUGUGCGCCCGCCACUACAGCCGCUGGAACAACUGGAAGCGGCUCAGCAAGCACGCCAAGCUGGCGGACGCCCUGCGCAAGGCCGAGGCCAUGGACCUGGCCAGCGACAGCGACAGUGACGUGGAGAUUGUCCUGAUGGUCAUCACCUUCAUCACCUACGCCUCGCUCAUGCCCAUCAUGCUUGGAUCCAACACUGGGGAGGCCUUCGGCCCGCUCACGCCCUGGGUUGAGAAGAUCAACGGCCGCGCCGCCAUGAUGGGCCUGACUAGCCUCAUCCUGAUUGAGGCGAUCAAGGGCAGCGCUCUGCUUUAAGGAGGCGGUGCAGCGACUUGUGAGUUGGGAACGGGUUGAUGCAAAGAGGCGAGGUGUUGGCAACUCUCGUACGUGAGCGUGUAGAAGCUUGAGGCUGCAUUUCGCAAUCGGUUUGAUUUGAGUUGGGGUGGAUCUGCCCAGCUCUGCCACUCUGAGGCUGCUGGAUGCAAUUGAGGGUGGGGAGCUUGCCGGUGUGUGAGUCAGGCUUAUGAGGGGAGUGGCGUCUGGCCGCAAGCCAUUGAAUGGACACCUGGACGGUGAUGAUGGUCCACAGUGAUAAGAGAAGAGAGCGCAACAGGAUUGAUCGGGCGCAUAAGAAUGUAUCGGACGAGGGGGAGCGGAUGCAGUUUUCCUCAGGCGGAGGCUGCGGUGUGGUACGGGCUCAACCCAGUUUUCCUUGGAAGGGAAGCCACCCUCUAUCUCCUGGGUGUGCUAGAGCGUGUGUGAGUAGAUAGAUACGUGAGAGAAAGAUCGCACGUCCAGGCUCGGCGGCAUGCGCGGACUGUGAUGUGUAGUCAUCAGGCUCGC
Chlamydomonas reinhardtii is the source of this 1715-nucleotide messenger RNA. RefSeq lists its product as uncharacterized. NCBI's taxonomy places the organism in Eukaryota, Viridiplantae, Chlorophyta, Chlorophyceae, Chlamydomonadales, Chlamydomonadaceae. The record is from RefSeq and is a predicted model, not a curated record. The transcript has 7 exons. The coding region runs from base 69 to 1187 and encodes 372 amino acids.